AUGGCUCAAACCAGUUUUGGGCUUCUCGCCGCCGUCCUCCUCCUCCUUCUGGUGGUUUUGGCCGAGGGUGGACCUCCUAAACAGAUGAAAGUGAAAUGCCAAGAUAGGAAAUUCCCCAAUUGUUAUCACAAAGACCUUUUUUGUCCUGUCACAUGUCCACGCACAUGUAUAGCUGACUGUAACUCAUGUCAACCUAUAUGUGUUCCUCCACCACUUCCACCACCAAAACCUCGUUCGCCAAUGCAAGUGAGAUGCCAAGACAAGAAAUUCCCAAGUUGUUAUCACAAAAGCUUUCCAUGCCCCGCCAAUUGCCCGCGUGCAUGUGUAGCUGACUGUGCCUCAUGUCAACCUGUUUGUACUGUUUCAACACCAUCAUCCCCUCCAUUGCCUCCAACUCCUCCUUCUACAAGCGGAAAGAGAGCCUCUUGCAAGGAUAAGUUGUACCCUCAAUGCUACCGCCAGGAGUUUCAAUGCCCUAGUGAUUGUCCGGAUACUUGUGAAGUUGAUUGUGUCACUUGCAGCCCUGUUUGCGACUGCAAUAAGGCAGGGGCAGUUUGCCAAGAUCCAAGAUUCAUAGGCGCUGAUGGACUUACUUUCUACUUCCAUGGCAAAAAAGACAAUGAUUUUUGCUUAGUGACCGAUUCCAAUCUUCACAUCAACGCUCAUUUCAUCGGUAGGAGAAACGAAAACAUGAAGAGAGACUUUACUUGGGUACAAUCUCUUGGAAUUCUCUUUAACAAUCAUAAGUUAUUUAUUGGUGCCAAAAAAACAUCAACAUGGAACGAUGCAUUGGAUCGCCUAGACUUAGCCUACGAUGGACAAUCAAUUAUCCUUCCUAAUCGCGAAGGGGCCAAGUGGGAACCAAUUUCAAGUACUCAAGGAGUCUCAAUAACAAGAAAUCGCGAUACUAAUUCUGUUUUAAUCGACGUGGAAGGGAAUUUUCAGAUAAAAGCUAGAGUGGUACCGAUUACUGAAAAAGACUCAAGAAUUCAUAAUUAUGGUAUCACAGAGGAAAAUUGCUUUGCUCAUUUAGAUUUGAGCUUUAAGUUCUAUUCCUUGAGUGGGAAGGUAAAUGGAGUUUUGGGACAAACUUAUGGGAGUAAUUACGUGAGUAGAGUGAAGAUGGGAAUUGACAUGCCUGUUUUGGGUGGGGAGAAAGAAUUCUCCUCCUCAGGUAUUUUCUCCACUGAUUGUGCUGUUUCAAGAUUCAGUGGCACUUAUCAACUUGAUCAUGGCAGCAGUAAAGAAGACAUUGAAUAUGCUGACUUGAAGUGUGCAAGUGGUAUGGAUGGAAAGGGAGUUGUUUGCAAGAGAUAAUAAUGUCGUUACUAGCUUCAUCCCUAUUGAUGUCGCAUAAUUAAAUAACUUUCAUAUAAUGUUGUGGAACCACAAUAACUAGUAGUCUAGUACUAGCUAGUACUACAUUAUUUUAACGAAAUUAAAGAAUAAGAUUAUUAUAAUA
Messenger RNA from Lycium ferocissimum, 1462 nucleotides. RefSeq lists its product as uncharacterized. The record is from RefSeq and is a predicted model, not a curated record. NCBI's taxonomy places the organism in Eukaryota, Viridiplantae, Streptophyta, Magnoliopsida, Solanales, Solanaceae. Bases 1 to 1317 code for a protein of 438 amino acids. The transcript is spliced from 2 exons.